Messenger RNA from Amoebophrya sp. A25, 2815 nucleotides. Lineage: Eukaryota; Dinophyceae; Syndiniales; Amoebophryaceae. The record is from the annotation of a GenBank genome assembly.
CGAGGAUAGAUCAGCCCCCCGAAAAAUACCGUUGUCCUUAUAGACAUUGCGUUUGUGACGCCCUCGAGCAAUAAUAUCGUCCUUACACUACCUUGGUACAACAUCGAGAUUCUAGAUAAGUAUUUACUACAACUUAAUUCCUAUUCCUAUAAGUACAACAAGUACAUUUAGCGAUUCCAUAUUUUCAAUCGGACAGAAAAAAUGCCCUCGUCAUCCGGGAACAAGCCACCCGAGAAGGAGAAACGUCCUCCAGGUGGGUUUCAGUAUACGAUUGGCAGCUUUCACAGUGACCCGUUUGAAAAUACGCAGAAACUCUUAGCCGAAUCCAUUCACUUGGAACCAAGAGCUUCACGCUCGACUUUCUAUUUUUGAGGCCAAGAAGUAGAUUUCGGCAUCCAUUUCUAUGCAAAUCUCUGAAGCAUGUACAAGGAAAUCUCCACCUAUUGCACAGGAAUGGAUUAGGGGUACAAACUCUAAUAUCUCCUUGCCAAGAAAGAGAAUUUGCACUCGCCUCCAAGUGGGCAGCAUCUCUUCGGUGGACAGAUUCUCAGUUAUGAACAAGACAUAAUUUGCCAAGCAUUAAAAGAUUCAAGAAAGAACUACUCCUGUGUAUAUUGGUCCUAGGUGCAGAUGACAGAACACAUCCGAGGAGGUUUUCUCAUCAAACUUGUUGCAUCACCACCAGAAGUUACAACUAGUAGAUUAAUCAUUUCUUUUUUUCCUUUGAUGUGGUCCCUGGCAGGCAUGUUUGAUGGUUGCUUCAUUUGCUCCAGGCGCUGCGGGCGGCAAGUUUGACUGUUGACGGCGCAGCCACGUCGGACGCUUUUGAUGAAGGUGGCACGAGCAGCAAUGCCAAGGCUCAGACGAGCACUGUAACACUUCCUGAGUCCGUGAUGUCCUCACGUCCCGUAGCAACGUCUUCUAUGCCCUCACGUCCUCCUCGCAAGCAUAUCCACUCUUUUCAUGGAUAUUUCCUCGGAAUGGGAUCCAUUCGGUCGGACGUCUCCUACCGCGUGAGACUCAUUAGCGAUGGCAGAUCAUUUUCUACUCGCAACGUGGACGCAAUACAGGAAGGUCGAGUUAUAUUUAGCUGCAUAGCGUCUUUUCAGAAGCGUGAGCCUGUACCCGAACCGUGGAUGCGCUAUCAAGAAAAUUUUCCGCAAGAAGUCGAUCAAAUUGUCGCUGGAGGCAGUCCUUCGAGUGCAUGUAAAUUAUCCUCGUCCUCAUCUGGGAAAGAAACUAACGGUCAAGGACAUCAAAACGAAAUGCGGCAAUUUGUUCAAGAGGACUCGAACUCGGUGAUAGUUGAAUCCCAACUGCGGCCCUAUGACGAAGCAAUUUUUGCGUCAAUGCUACGAGCAUCAUCGAAGCAUCAGGGGGAUGAGAAGACCUUGAAUGUGCGCCACCAUCGUGAUUUUCGAGGAGGGCCCACCCCUUUGGAUUUGCGACCACUUGUCCUCUCUUCUGAUUGGCCAGCGGGCACGCCAGACGCUCCAGGGCGAAUGCUGUGGCUCGUGAAGACCCGUGAUCGAAUCCCGAGUGACAAUGUCAGUAUGGCUGGACAAAAUGAAGCAAUAGUAGGCUUCAAUAACUAAACGCCGGCGCCGACCUCGAACUCUCUUCAACAUUAGAAUUUUUCGUAUGUCUGUAGGAAGGGGGCCUCACAACUUCCAGCACGACUGCACAAAACUACUCGGCUCUAAUCAUUUGUAUCAUCAGUCUGUUCUGGCGCACAUGAGCGACACGAAUCUGGCAGUGGUGGCCUUCGCACCCAUCGGCGGCUUUCAUCGCGUAGCCUUACCACACUGUACGAUGAUGUGUUCGCUGGAUCACGCACUCUGGUUCCACGUACAUGCGGAAGAAGGUGUUAUUCUUAUCUAUGAAUACUAACUGCAUGCUUAUGCAAUGAAUCAGAUAUCUGUUAUUCAAUCUCAUGGAGUUACUGUUCUCACAACUUGACGGUCUACUUCCACUAUCCUAGUACUUUUCCGAAUCAUAAAUAACACACAGACGGAGCAGCCUUGCCAUGGCGUGCGGAUGAGUGGCUUGUUUUCGAUUGCACUUGCUACUGCAUGAACAACAGUCGCGCGAUUGUGCGUGGAAACGUGUACUGCUAUCGGACGCGGGCGCUCGUUGCUUCUUUGUGCCAGGAGCUGUUGAUCAGGCUAAAAUCAGCAGGGCCUGCGUUGCCACAUAAGACGGCACGACUUUGAGAGAACUACAAGGCAUGAUCCGAGACAAAUUCAUGAUUUGUUGUUGUUAUAUUUUCCGCCUACGCUUUGGCUUGCGCUUUCACAUGCCUUGAAGAUUUCAAUUUUCCGAGUAACAACAGACCGUGUUUCCAAGUAAAAUGAUUGUUGCCGCUCCUCUUGAACUACAACUCGACCUCAUGAACUACAAGGAAAGUAGUCCAUCUUCUAUCUAUCUACGAUCUAUCUGGAUGCAUGAAGUAGUCACACUCAUGUUGCUGCGGAACAAGUUUCGUAGUUCCAUCUCUCAGUGCGUCGGCGUUGCUUUCGCGAAGUUCUGCAUCUAAUACAUGCGCACAGAAGUUUUUCAGUUUCUUUUUGUUCUUGCAAGACGUCGAGUGGUACCUAUUUCUUUGCACUUCUUGCACAGACAACAUCGAAUUGUGUGCACAGAUAAUCCGGACGCUUUCGCACAAAAGCGACCUGCCAGCUCCAUUGGCUCAUACUUAACUAGUUCAGAUAUCUGACAGUUAUCGAUAUCUUCAGAAGUUGCUUACACCUCCACCUCGUUGUGUUGGAGUCUGUGUCACAUAGACGAGGUAAAGAAACAGAAGCGGCAUGCGAGC